GCAUCAUCAGGCAUUCAAGGCCUAUUGAGAAGCAGAAUUGCGCGGCGCAAUUGUUGAACGCGUCGUCUGAGUUGGUGGCCUCGCGGCCUCUUUAUUUUGGGGCCAAGUCCCCAGAAAAGCUCGGACCAUUAGACUUGGCACGGCCAAAAAAGAUCGUGGACGGGAAAAAGGAGGCUACGAAGAGGCUGACUCCAUUUUUACAUUUCGGUGAGACGACGGCGCAGGAUUGAGCGUCGCUUAUCAUCACAUCCACGGCCGAUACGAUACACAGGUCAGCACAUCGGUUGGACAACUUGAAAGGCAUCAAAUCCAGAUAUCGCCGGUAGAGACACAAGCGUCUCUCUCGACCAAAGUUUUUCCAAUCAUGGCCACCAACAUCCACUACCACCCCACGCCCCUGACGCCCGAAAUCCGGGCCGGGCUUCGCAAACAGACCGGCUUCACGAUCUGGCUGACGGGCCUCUCCGCAAGCGGCAAGUCGACCAUCGCCGUGGCGCUGGAACAAGCACUGCUGCGCAAACCGUACAGCAAAGCCGCGUACCGUCUAGACGGGGACAACAUCCGAUUCGGGCUCAACAAGGACCUCGGCUUCUCUCCCAAGGACCGCGAAGAAAACAUCCGCCGCAUCGCCGAAGUGGCCAAGUUGUUUGCCGACUCGUGCACCAUCGCCAUCACCAGCUUCAUCAGCCCGUACCGAGCCGACCGGGACCUGGCGCGUCAACUGCACGAGGCCGAACGACCCGGCGGCGAAAAGGGAUGUCCUUUCGUUGAGGUUUGGAUCGAUGUCCCUGUCGAGGUCGCCGAGCAGCGUGACCCCAAGGGUCUGUACAAGAAGGCUCGGGAGGGCAAAAUCCCCGAGUUUACGGGAAUCAGUGCGCCCUAUGAGGAACCUCUGAAGCCGGAGAUUCAUAUCCAUUCGGAUAAGACUUCUGUCGAGGAUGCCGUUAAGAUUAUCGUCAAGUACCUUGAGGAUAAGGGGUACUUGGCUGAGCCGCCUGCUGUUGCGGAUGAUGAAUAGAGUGGAAAGACAGGAUAGAUGGCACGGCUUACUAGAUUAGAUGAAAUCGAAUGAAGUAAGGCGAUUCGAGACGAGACUACAGUUGCGAUGGCAUGGCCUAUGCAUGGUUGUGAGUGCGAUGCAGUGGGAUAGACCUCGCUUGACAGGCCUUGCGAAUUCGACAGAGAGAUAGGCCUACUUCUAAAGUCGCAUGUCUUAGAUGGACAAAGGAUGGGAUUCUCAGUGUCGAUUGCCGUACUGGCGGCAAUUUUCCAAAGUCCCUGCUCUGCAUACCUAGUUUACCCUCUUUUAUCGUACUUAACUACGGAAUUUAUGUCUUGAAGAUCCUCA
Messenger RNA from Exophiala dermatitidis NIH/UT8656, 1348 nucleotides. Its product is annotated as adenylyl-sulfate kinase. Lineage: Eukaryota; Fungi; Ascomycota; Eurotiomycetes; Chaetothyriales; Herpotrichiellaceae. The coding region runs from base 365 to 1018 and encodes 217 amino acids. The record is from RefSeq and is a predicted model, not a curated record. The transcript has 2 exons. Gene Ontology annotation, molecular function: ATP binding; adenylylsulfate kinase activity. Gene Ontology annotation, biological process: sulfate assimilation.